Molecule: messenger RNA, 2383 nt
Organism: Galeopterus variegatus (Sunda flying lemur)
Lineage: Eukaryota; Metazoa; Chordata; Mammalia; Dermoptera; Cynocephalidae
Gene: SPIRE1
Product: spire-type actin nucleation factor 1
Exons: 8
Coding region: 84-860 (258 amino acids)
Biological process (GO): actin nucleation; actin filament polymerization; cleavage furrow formation
Cellular component (GO): cytoplasmic vesicle membrane; cell cortex
Molecular function (GO): actin binding
Source: RefSeq, a predicted model, not a curated record
CCACGAAUGUGAGGCAAUUUCUGCCCCCGUCCAGGCAGAGCUCCCGCUCUCUUAUUCCUAGGAUAACCAGUGUAUGGCCAAGGAUGCCUUUCCGACCACUUUUUUCUACCAUACAAACAGCUUCUCUGCUCAGCUCUCACCCUUUGGAAGCAGCCAUGUUUGGGGUAGCAGGGGCUAUGUAUUAUCUGUGUGAGAGAGCUUUUACCAGCAGGUGGAAAUCCUCAAAGGAGGAAUUCUGCUACCCAGUGGAGUGCCUUGCUCUUACUGUGGAGGAAGUGAUGCAUAUUCGCCAGGUCCUGGUGAAGGCAGAGCUGGAAAAAUACCAACAGUAUAAAGAUGUCUACACCGCCCUGAAAAAAGGAAAGCUCUGCUUUUGUUGCCGAACCAGGAGGUUUUCCUUCUUCACCUGGUCUUAUACCUGUCAGUUCUGUAAGAGGCCGGUGUGCUCGCAGUGUUGCAGAAAGAUGCGGCUGCCCUCCAAGCCAUACUCCACUCUUCCUAUCUUUUCGUUGGGACCUUCUGCCUUGCAAAGAGGGGAAAGUUGUGUUAAGUCAGAAAAACCCUCCGCUGGCCACCAUCGGCCACUUCGGAGCAUUGCCAGGUUCUCCUCAAAAUCUAAGUCUGUAGACAAAUCAGAAGAAGACCUCCAAUUUCCCAAAGAGUUGAUGGAGGACUGGAGCACUACAGAGGUGUGUGUAGACUGCAAAAAGUUCAUUUCAGAAAUCAUCAGUUCAAGCCGGCGCAGUCUGGUGUUGGCCAACAAAAGAGCUCGAUUAAAAAGGAAAACACAGUCUUUCUACAUGUCCUCACCAGGCACCUCGGAAUACUGCCCUUCAGAGAGGACUAUCAAUGAAAUCUGAGCCUCGUGCCUUCCGUUGCUUUUGUGUUCAGAGAGAGCAUCAGUGCGCGAGAACACUGACCCGGACUGUCUCCUUCCCGUGUUUUUAUUUAAUAAGCUUGAAUUUGCAUUAGGUCAGAUUUUUUCCACAUCACAUUGUGGGGAAAAAAAAAACUGAAUGCUGUGUUCAUAUCAAUUGAUGAUAUGUGACAGAUCAGCCAAUUGAUCAUUUGCUCUGAGAGAAGACAGCAGUUUGAAAUUUGCUUUUGUGUGUGUGUGGACUUGGAAGCCGGAAACUUUCUCCUUAGUUCAGUUCUUCAGUGUUCCUCAAAUAAUUUCCUGACUAAGGCCAAAAGCUUCUUAUAUGAGAAAUCAGUCUAACGGAGGUGUCGAUGUCAGCACAGUGCUAAGCAGUAAGUCAUAUUGGCAUUUCCACAUGACAGUGUUCCUACCCAGUGUGCACAGUGAUUCUGAGCCUGCCAUACACCUGGCACUGGAGGCAGGCCACAGCACAAAAUCCUGAAGCAUCUGCUGAUACUGAUGUUUAAAUUAUCAUUACUCUGAGAUAAACAUUAUAUAAAGGACUUUCUGCUUGAAAUCCAGUGCAAAACAUCUGAAUAAGCUGUACACCUCCACUGCGGACCAUUUCCCUUGAGCUGCUGUGUCUGUCCCGGUGUCUCAGAUCAGUGUCUCCUGAGCAUGACAGGUUUCAUUCCCUAUCUCGAAUGUAUUAUGGUUACCAAUAGUUUUAUAAUGGAGGUCUAAGAAUUAAAGUUUUGUGGGAAUUUCAGGACAAAGGAAGCCUAAAAAUUUGAUGAGAAGUUGAUGUAUUUUGGUUAACUAUGAAAAGGGUUGUGACAGCAUUAGGUGCCAGCUAUUGGCCAUGCUGUGGAGCAUGAGCUGGAGCUCACACAUUUUCAGCUACAUUUUCAUAACUUCAUACUGCAGCCAUCACAACUAAAUUAAGCCACAAUUUGGUACUUAAAGCCUCAAACUGAAAUUUAUUUUUAUAAAUGAAUUUUAAAAUUAAAAAAUAUCUAACUCUUUUAAAAUUACAAGAAAAUUUACCUGCUGACAGGCAAAAUUUUUGGAUGCUUUUUGCACUAGUUUUCCUUGUAAAUGACUUGAGCUUGUAAGUUGAGUUCUGAUGAAGGUAGACUGGAAGGUAGCAUUGUAUACCUGAAAUUUCUCAGCUUGCUUGGCCCGUACUAUAGACUAUACUUUAAUAUUUUGGGAUGCUUAGAAAUGACGAACUAAUCAAAUUGCCAUGAAUGUUUGGAAAAUUGAUUAAUGCACGUGCACAAUAAUUUCCUGAAAGCUCCAGGACAUGUCUGUAGUCAACAGUAUGACAGCCCAUUUACUAAAAGGCAUGGCAGUCACAUUUUAUACCACAUCAAAAUGCAGUAACAUUUCUAAUGUUAAAUUUACAGUAAUACCUCAAAACUGCUCUGGUAGUGUUUUUUAAUGGAUUGAAAUUUACAAUUUAGUUAAUGGCUUACAAUUACUUAUACUUACGAAAUAAACUUUACCAACUGACUAAAAUAA